AUGAGUGCAGACGAAACUCCAGACGCGACCCCUAUGUUCGCCACAAACGGCGAAGGCCUUCCUGACCCUACCGCAACUACUGGAAAACGGAAGCGCUCCACUCAAGAAGACAAACCGAGCACGGAUUCCAGUGCCUCUGCCGCACGCGAUCGAGUAAAUUUACAUGAAUCUCUUCGCAGCCUCGUUGAGCUUUUGUUGAAACAUGACACCGAGCUCCAACUCCUGUCCUGUCCUUUCCCAAGUACAACCACCAAGCCUCGGACGAAGCGCGCAAAGGUUUCCGGUGAUUCUGAAACGUCCAAUAUACGAACACGCGUCAAUGCGGACAAAUACAAUACACUUCAGGAAUUCCUGUCCGAUAUCGAAAGAGCAUCAGCUGCUGUAAUUGAACGCAAUCAAACCCCGCCUCAUGGCGCGACAGACGACGGCUCGCCUCUGACGGAGGUGGUCAACCGCAUCGCAGCAUUCAAAAAGCACAUGAACAGCUUAAUCGGCCAGUCGUUCAUCAACCAGGCCGAGGUCAAGACCGAGGCCGUUGAAGACGAUGCCGACGAAUCGGCAGAACGUGACGCGAUCAACAUCUGCCCGCGAGAGGAUAAGCCGGCCUUGACACUAUUUGGGAAUCCAGCGAAUCCCAAACAACUGUUCUCGAGUCUUCAAAAAUCGGUGAAGGUGCCGUUGCAAUCCGAAUCGGGGCCUGCGAAGUUUAUUGAGGUGCAGGAGGAGCUGCGUGAAGUUGCCUUGCCUAAUGGCAUCUCAGCCACCAAGGUUAUCCCUUACAAUCUCGAUGCAUCGCAACUCCCAAAGCGAACAUUUGGGGAAGUGUUCGCACCACGUGAGACAUUGCCCAAGCUGGAACCUCCCCGCAAACGACCUCAUCCCGCUACUUCGGCCACAUGGUUGGAUCGAUUUGACGCCGCCUUCGAUGUCGGCACAUUCCUAGGAGACCGCAGCAAUUAUUGUCUAGCGUCUCUACCCACAACCGACUGGCUUCAUUAUGGAUCGGUCACAGCGUCACCGGCUUUCUGGGACCGUGUAGAAAAUCAGAGUGCUGAGGCAGAUAUUGUUCACAGGCAUGGCGAUCCUGCGCUUUGGACUGGUCCGGAUUCGUCUGCUUUCCAGGGUGUAUUCUCGUCAUUUGCGCCGACUUACGACAGCUCUAACGCAAUUGUUCAGGCUGCUUCAAAGAACAUGGUUUGGUGGGGUCGACGAGGUGCGAACCGUCUGAACAAAUUGCUGUCGGUCCCUUUGGAAAGCGGCGCGGAAGAAGCCGCUGCGCAGAACGAGACGCAAACUGCCCAGCCUGGGAACAUUGGUGAACUUGAUGAGAGCAUCUUGGAUGAAAUGGUUGCCUCAUUCAAUGCCGAAGACUUUGCCAGGAACGUUACCGACCCCGACACGUCUGGCGAGGUCGACCUAGAAUCCAAAGAUAUCAAAGAUACCCUUCAAGAAAUCUCGGAAUUGCUUGACACUCUCAGUUCUUAUCAACGAAUCCGGAGUUUCAAACUCCCGGCCGACCUCCAACCGCCUGGUCCCCCCAUCCCUGAGUUGAAUGAACCUCUUGGUCUUGAUCUGGGUGACGUGAACACACCCUCUGAGGCUGAGACUCUUGUGUACGAGACGCUCAAGUCCAGCCUCGCUGCAAUCAUCAGUAACCUGCCACCAUAUGCAGUUGCUAAAUUGGACGGCCACCAACUCGCUGAAUUGAACAUCAGCCAAAAAAUUCUCGUUGACGCUCCGGACUAUAAUGGUACGAUGGAGAAGGAUGAUUACACUUUAUCACAAGAGCGGGCUGCAGCAUUGAUUGCGGCAGCCAAUGCCGCGAAUCGGACCUCGACACCCUCUGCUUCACGGCAUAGCAGCUUCCAAGGCUCUCACGGUGGCUACAACCAACGUGCCUUUGCUUCCAACGCGCGUGCUCCGCCGCAAACAGGUUUCCAGGUUACACCUCAGCACCCACGACAGCCCUCUGUGCCCGGCACAUACACGCAUGCAUAUGGCGCGGGUCGUCCGCCAAGCACGCCCAGUCAGCGUCCAGCUACCGCCACCCAAUAUGCUCCUAUAAACCCUCAAUACAGUCAAGGCAGCCCGGCUCCUCCAUACCAACGGCCCGCUUCCAACGGAUAUGCCCAAGUGUCCCCGCAGCCCUACACACCACGGCCCGGGCAGCCAGGAGCAUACAACGCCACACCACAGGGACGUACGCCAUAUGCUACUGCGACCGCUAACCAGCGAUCUUCGUUCCCAGGCCAAACCCCCACACAAGGCUAUUCCAACUCUGCUGCCAAUGCUACAUACUCUCGCAGCGCCGCGGAACAGGCGGCACUAAUGGAUCGGAACAAGGCACAACUGGCAGCCCGCCAGGCCCAUCACAGCCCCACGCCUCCCCAGCCUCUGGAUGCUCGUGCCUCCCAAGAAGGCAGUUUAACGCCAGGGAAACAGAAUGGCACACCUCUUUCGACAUAG
Penicillium bovifimosum is the source of this 2466-nucleotide messenger RNA. RefSeq lists its product as uncharacterized. Lineage: Eukaryota; Fungi; Ascomycota; Eurotiomycetes; Eurotiales; Aspergillaceae. Bases 1 to 2466 code for a protein of 821 amino acids. The record is from RefSeq and is a predicted model, not a curated record. The transcript has 2 exons.